Pecten maximus is the source of this 775-nucleotide messenger RNA. Its product is annotated as protein lifeguard 1-like. The transcript is spliced from 11 exons. The coding region runs from base 121 to 768 and encodes 215 amino acids. NCBI's taxonomy places the organism in Eukaryota, Metazoa, Mollusca, Bivalvia, Pectinida, Pectinidae. Gene Ontology annotation, cellular component: membrane. The record is from RefSeq and is a predicted model, not a curated record.
CCCGUAGUUUCUCUUUCGAGUCGUUGCUGACGUGAUAGGAGAAUCAUCUACAAAAUAUAUCGUUGAUACAGACAAAAAAUUUAAAGAAAGACACCUGAGGGUGAGGUAAAACCAAUCAAAAUGAAUGACGAUGAUUCAACCCAAGGCUUCAACAUGGGCGACAACUUUGCCUUCAGUGAGAAGACAAUCCGGAUGGGUUUCAUCCGAAAGGUGUAUAGCAUUCUGCUGUGUCAGAUCCUAGUCACCAUUCUAUUUAUAGUUCUGUUCCUGUAUGCACCACCUGUGCAGCAGUUUGCGGCCCUGAAUCCAUGGAUGUGGUAUGUUGCUAUAGUUCUAACGUUUGUGAUGAUCAUCGCCUUGGCUUGUUGUCCUGAUGUCCGACGUCAAUAUCCUGUCAAUAUGAUCUUACUCGGCAUUUUUACGAUAUGUGAAGGGUUCCUGUUGGGAGGCGUGGCCGGGACAUACAAUGAGAAUUCGGUGUUGUUUGCAGUGGGAGUAACAGCAAUUGUGACUUUUGCCCUGACUGUGUUUGCUUUCCAAACCAAGAUUGAUUUCACGAUGAUGGGUGGUCUUCUGUUUGUAUUUCUGAUCGUUCUCAUAUGUUUUGGAUUUCUUUGUGCCAUAAUUCAAAAUGAGUAUGCCAGACUGGCCUACUCUUGCCUGGGAGCUCUCCUGUUUAGCGCCUACAUCGUGUUCGACACACAGAUGAUGAUUGGCGGUAAACAUAAAUACUCACUCUCCCCUGAAGAGUACAUCUUUGCAGCCUAAUCUGUAU